ACAGCAUAUUUGCCGCACAGCAUAGCGCCAUCACGGCGACAGGAUGUCUUUCGUGGUCGACCAGAUUCGGCGCAUCGACGGGGCGCUCGAUCGGCUGCAGCUCUCGUCCACACGCGCCGGCGAGAGCUUCUCGACGCUGAGUGCUGCCGAGGCCCACGACCCUGAGAAGACAGCGCGUAUCGCCCACCUGCAGAACCUCAUCAAGAGCCUGUCGACUACUGCAAGCUCGAAAUCGUCGCUCGUGCCUGGAGAUCGCAUCCUCGAGACGCUCAAUCGUGCCGACUUCUCCAGCAGCUGCACCACAUGCGCGCAGUGGUUCGCCCAGGAUGACAGCAGCAACGGCACUUCCGGGGACGAUGCGAGCUACGAGCACGAGCUGGAGUGGUUGCUGCUUAGCAAGGCCACCACUCAAGCGUAUGGCGAGGUUCUGAACACCAUUCUCGAACAGACAAUUCCUCUCGAAGACGAUAUCUGGUACUGGGACGACAUCCUCUCGACAUACCGCUUUGCCGGCCUCUAUUCGAUCCAAACAUCGCCGCUCAGGGUCUGGAAUUGGUCGAAGGAGAUAUACCACGAUGUGAGGUCGCGGGGUGGAGAGACGGCAGACGGCUGGAGGCAAUUCUACGGGUUGGUCAAGCAGUCGGUGCAGGAGCGGAGUGUCGCCAACAUACAACGGCGCGUCAUCAGCCCGCUGGCACUCGUGAGGAACGAGGGCAGGAAGAAGCGUGCGGCCCUUAAGAAGAUUCGAUUGGUCAACGCGAACGCGCUCGGCGUACUGCUCGGCGAGGGUCUGAGCAACGAGAACAUCCACGACGAAGGCUUCCACUCACCUCACCCGUUCGGCACACAUGACAACAAGCAUAAAUGGAAGGUUGUGGUCACCAAGAGCAUUGCUCUGAUGGACGCCGUGAUCCAGACGGUCAACACGGCCGAGCUCUCGGUCGAUAAGUUCGACGAGUCUGUUGCUGGUAUCACACACGAGGACCAGUAUUACGAACUCCACGACGCAUCUGCUCACCAAGCUGCGACUGCACUGAAACCAGCAGACGUCGCUGAACGCCUCCGCUAUCUGCUCCAACACGCCCUGCCCACCUACAAAUUACACUUCACCGCAGUUGUCAAAGACAAUGGCCGACCAUCUCUCCUGAUACGAUACUGGCUUCCAGCUACCAUCCUCCUGCUGUCGAGCACUACUCUCCUGCGCAUUGCUGUCCACCGCCAAGAAGAGAUCAAGACAUGGAUCCGUGAGCUUGGCCAGACAGUCAUCGACUUCUGGACAAACUGGGUGGUUGAACCCUCCAAGAAGGUCAUUGGUACGAUCCGCCACGACGCGGACAGCGAGGUGUCGAUCUUGAGCAAGCGCAGCCUGGAGUCUGACCGUGCAAGCCUGGAGCGCAUGGUCGUCGACUUUGCUGUGAAGAACCCUGACGGCGUUGCCCUGAACGAGUCGCAGAUCGCCGACAUCCGAGCCAAGGUCAGAGAGGGCGAUCUCACCACCGUGCUGAAGUCAUACGAGAAGGACAUCCAGAGUCCGGUCAAGGGAGCCAUUGUUGGCAACCUGGCCAGCGCGCUGUUGAUCCAGGUGCAGAAGACCAAGGUCGAUAUCGAGGUUGCGAUGAGUGGUAUUGACAGCAUUCUCAAGAGCCAGGAGCUGCUGUUCGGCUUCAUUGGUCUUACGCCCGGUGUGCUCGUCUCCGUCGGUGUAUACCGAUGGCUGCGGGGCGCGUUCAGCAGCCGCAAGGGCGUCCAGCAAUGGGCCAAGCAGGGCCAGCUGCUGCUGAUCUUGAGGAACAUCGAUCGCAUCCUGACUGCAGCCAGGCCCACGGAGUUCGGCGAGAUGUCGUACCAAGACCACGGCCUGCUGCUCUGCGAGGUGCACCUCCUGCGACAAGCGGCGAGCGGCAUCCUGCCCCGCCGGAUCUUCCACGAGUUCCUGGUGGAGAUUGACGAGCUGGUCGACGUCAGGAGCGGGUUGGAGAAGCAGCAGCGAGUGGUCGAGAGGAUACGCUGGGCGUAUUCGAAAUGGUUUACAUGAACGGGACAUGACAGAACAAAUAGAAUCGCGCCGCGUGCCUGCUGUCGAGUGCACCUGCGUAUAGAGCUAGCAAUUGUACUGUAUCCAGACUCUCAAGUUUCGUGAAAAAUGGCGAAUAAGACCCUCAGCUUACCAACUUUACAGAAUACGUAACUUGUAGCUAUUAUAGAACCUAGAGCUAGACAUUAGUUAAUAAUUGUCUGUGUUGUAGGUAAGUGGGAAGCAUUGUGUAGAGUUGUUGGGUAUUUUCACUACUUUACUAUUGUAUAGUACACUUAGCUUAUAUCCUCAGUCCGCCGUUUAUUCUGCCAGAUUCGCACAUGUCUCAGGUUGCACCAGGGUUGUUACGCGAGUC
Messenger RNA from Boeremia exigua, 2390 nucleotides. RefSeq names its product ATP synthase regulation protein NCA2-domain-containing protein. The coding region runs from base 44 to 2035 and encodes 663 amino acids. NCBI's taxonomy places the organism in Eukaryota, Fungi, Ascomycota, Dothideomycetes, Pleosporales, Didymellaceae. Gene Ontology annotation, cellular component: mitochondrial outer membrane. The record is from RefSeq and is a predicted model, not a curated record. The transcript has a single exon.